GUGUUGGGGUAAACUUGUCUAUUAGUACCAGAAGAGAGAGGGUGAACCCUUCACCUGGAUUCUAUACUUUGAUUUUGAUUACAAUUCCGUCACUUCAGAUACUUCUCAUCCUCAGAGAGUAGAUUUCUGUUUUGAGAGGGAGUCUGAGUCCAGUUAACUGAAGAUCCAGUCAGUUAUAGCGUCCCAUUCUGCCACCUACUCUGCCUGCUGGGACACAGAACUCCACAGUGAGAACUGAUCCAAACAGCCUGUACAAACACUCUGUGGUUUUAACGAAGCUUUCAAUUCAUGAGAAGGUUUCUGCACCACAGGAUGUGACAUAAUCAGAGGUUAGAGUGGUGUCUUCUUCAAAUCCAAGGUGAAAUGCUACCCUAAAAGGAAUUCUAAAUACAUUUGCAAGAUGUCUUGCCAAUGAGCAAACAGUGUCUAAACUUCGUUCUCCUGAUGUGCCCUGUGUGUAUGUAAAUUGAUUUUUGAUAAUGACUGAGCUUUCGGUCAGUCAACCUUCAUCAGAGACCUACACAGGAAAGACUAGGAGGGAAAGAGUGUCUCCUUAAUGUGUAGUUGUCAGCCAGUGUAGGGCUAACUUCUUCUACUGGUACCUGAAGAGAUAGGUGAAUGAGACAUGGCAGAAAUCGGGAGCUGUUUCUCAGAUCUGCAAGGAGGAGUAACAGAGGGCCAACUUAUUGGAAUGAAAUGCAGGUCAGGAUUCUCGUUUCCUACCAUGAGUAAAUUAUAAUUUACUUAAUUAAUUUUCUUUCUUAUAUUUUGAUUCUUAACUUAAAAUAAUAUACAUGUAUAUAUUUUUUCAUUUGCUGUAGCAUGUGACAUUGCACAGCUGGAGACCUAAGCUGGUUUGAAAAUGGUCGAUUUACACAUUGUAGAAACCUAUUUUUCCACAAAUAACAUUGUAAUUUGAAUAACAGGUAUUUCUAUCAAACUUUUCACAAACAAAUAUCUUUACAGGAUUACAUUUAAGCUUCUAGGGCACAGCAUGCGCUUCAGAAGAAGCUAUAAUUCAUAUAGGCCCAUUAUAGAUUAUAUCUCAACCAAUGUUAUCAUAUUUUCUGGUACUCCUAAUUUGUAUGAUGUGCUCCAAACUUUAAAUUGGUACCACUCUUGCCAAAUAUUUUUUUAAACUAAGUGCUGUAGGCAUCAUGCUCCAACUCAUUCUGUGUGUAUGUAUGUAUGUGUGUGUGUGUGUGUGUGUGUGUGUGUACUUUUACUGCUGUAAAGGGAAUUAAGGGACGAUUGUUUUGUUGAUAACCUUGUAAAUUAUACAUGUAAAAAAUAUAUUAUGGAGAAAAACAUGAAAUUCUGUUAAUUGGCUAACAUUUGCAGAGGCUACGUGACCAUAGGAGGCAUAGGGGCAGAUAAGUCAGUUUUAUUUUACAUAGAUUUUUUUUAUACAUAGGAUUAAGCAUAAUUAUAAUUAUUAUUGCUCUAGAUUGCAGGAAAAAGCUAAUGCAAAAAUCUUCAAUUUACGGACAGGGCCCUGCAAAGACACAAUGCAGACUACUUUUUGUCAAGGGAAUAUUCACUGUGUAUGGAUUUGUAUUUGGCUCUGGCACAAGACUUUAUGUGACAGACAACAAGCAUGUACAAAAACCCAAAGUGACGGUCUACCCAGCGUCCAACCCUGAGCCGAAUGGGAAGACGACCCUGCUAUGUCUGGCAAGAGACAUGUUUCCAGACUUAGUCAAGAUCUCAUGGAAGAUGGAGGAUGAAUACAGCAGAACAAUGGAGGUGCCCAAAGCAGAGAGGGAAGAGCUGGAGCAGAGGGAGGAAGGACAGACGACCAGUAUGAUCAUCAUUGAUAAAGACAAGACAUACAGGAACAAAUACAUCUGUUCUGUGGAGCAUGAAUGGGGCAUUCAAGAUGUUGACAUACCAAGGGAUUCCUUCCCCUUCAUGUGCAGUCUGAACCUGGCCUCUCUGGUUUACACAGUGAUGAUAGUGAAGAGCAUGGUGUACUGCUGUGGGCUCUCUCUCCUGCUGCACCACAGGAACAUGGGGAAGUGGACACAACACCUGUAGAAAGGAUACCCCCCAAUAUGGAUAAAGAUGUUGUAGGCUGGGAAUAACAUGGAUUUGACAUCCCAUUGAGGUCUAACAUCUCAAUUGUUGGCCUAUUGCCUUAAUUUUUUAAACUUUAUUUUUCAGAUGCUAAAAUAUUGUGAGCCAUAGAUUUCCAUGUCUUCCGAUAACUUAAAUUGACAAUUAUGACAUUAAUUACAGAACAUUUAAUGUAAAUUGUGUUUCAAAUGAAGCCUAAUAUUGCAUUUUUUUUAUAGCUGUAGGGGCUACCCACUGCAGACACUUGAAUAAAGGUUAGGUUAAGGUUGUCUGAAAAAUAAGCAAAGCAAAUCUUGAAGAUAGAUCCUUACGAUUCAAAUGUAGACUGUUUUAUGAAAGUUUCCCUUGAGUAUCUGUCAUAUAGCUUAAAUUAUUUUGUACAAAAUAUGAAUUAUAUUUUAUAUUUUCUUUGAAGAACUAAAAUGAUUGCUUAUUAAGCAGACAAAUUGAUCCGAGUGAAAUUAUUAAUUGGUGUGUUUUUUGUGUGUUUUUUUUGCAUUAAUACUAUGUUGUUGUUUACAUUGAUAGGUUUGUAUGAAGAGUGACAUUUUCCUGCGUAACACAUUAAUCAUGUCCUUUCAGAUGGGGAAGGGUUUAAUAAUCACUGCAUGAAAGAAAUGUUACAACAAACAUUACUCUGCAAAGUAUUCUACAUACUGUAUUGUACAGUAUUGGGCUGUUUUGUAUGAGGAAAUUGUCACCAUAACAGAAAAAAUAAAGGUUACUUAAAACCCCCAAAACAUUGUAUUUCUUUACUAUAAGAUUAUCUAUUCGUAUUUGUGAAAAUGGUAUUUUAUUGAAUCUCUUCAGAAGCAGAAACAAUAAGAUCAUAAGAUCCCCUUUUCUCUGUUUUCUAAUCAGUUUGCUUCCAUCUGCAUGUUAAGACGCAGAUGUUGAGCCUAGACUCAAUAGUGAUGGGAAAAUGUGGUUAAUAUGUUCAUUUGGUUUUCUAUUAAGGUGGAAACAAGAUAUAGCUGCAUAACCACCACACCAUUUUUACAUUUAGCGGAGGGUAAUUCUCAUUCAGUGUGACUAAAACCAAUAAAAACUCCUAAAAAGCUA
Messenger RNA from Oncorhynchus nerka (sockeye salmon), 3138 nucleotides. RefSeq names its product immunoglobulin lambda-like polypeptide 1. Bases 1465 to 2037 code for a protein of 190 amino acids. The transcript is spliced from 3 exons. The record is from RefSeq and is a predicted model, not a curated record. Lineage: Eukaryota; Metazoa; Chordata; Actinopteri; Salmoniformes; Salmonidae.